AAUGUAUAUUCAAGCACAACAGACACAAGCUAACACGUGUAGCAGACAUUUUACAAAAUCUACUUUUUUAUUGGCAUUCGUGGUACUCUCGAUAUUUGGAAAACGAAUCGAUUUCUCGAUGGAAUUUCAUGAGAUUGCCAAGUCGUCGGGCGGCAGCUCGAGUGCCAGCAGCAGCAAGAAGGAGCACGAUGCGGCCUUUCGCAAGCUGCGCCAGCUGAUCUGCAAGCUACCUAUGUCCGAUCAGGUAGUGCUCUACCGCGACCACCAGGAGGUGCAGCACGUCUGCGACAGCGUCUGGCGCAGCGCACACAAGCGCCUGGACUUCCGGCAGCUGGAGCAGGAGCUGAGCGGCGAGCCGCUGUGCUACUUCCUCAACAACAUGAUGGACCACUUUCGGUAUGUGUACUUCACAGCCGAUCGCCUUCAGGACAAUCUCAAUGUGCUGGAGCGAGCCGGUGUCAAGGCACUGAACAGUGUGCAGCACUGCGAGCUGCUGCUCAGCCAGCAGGCGGUGCCGAAGCUAAAGACCAAGCGGCAGCGGGAUCCGGGAGCCGGAGAUGCCGGACUCGGGCGUGUCGUCGGCAUCGCUGCGGUCCUCGGCGGCUCGAUGAUGCCACAGUGGCCGCUGCAUGCCUUGCCCAAAAUGCUGCGCAACCUGCGCCGGCUCAAGGUGUACUGCGAGGUGCAGGUGCAUUUCAUAGAGCAGUUCCAGCAGCUGGAGCUGCUGGUACUCCAUGGCGAUGUGGCCCAGUCGGCCCUCACGGGCAUCUUAGAGCGCUGCAAGCAGCUGAAGCGGCUGUUCAUAAAGUGCAAGAAUCCACCAUCCUCUCUGCAGGGCAUCACCUCCGGCCACUGUCUGCAGGACCUCUCGCUGCCCUUGCUGCUGUUCCUGGAGUCGCGCGAGGAGGUCUUGGCACUGCCCUCACUGCACUUGCUGGAGCUGACCUACGGCGAGCAGAAACCCGAGAUGGCCAUUGAGUGCAUGCGGCACGUGCUGGACGCCAAGGCCGACACCAUUGAGAUUGUCCAAAUGAACUGCGCUACCUUCGAGGGAACGUACUGGCUGCGCGAUACUGGCCUGGGCAGUUGCACCCAUCUGCAGGGACUCGUGCUGAACAACUGCCGGUUCUACGAUCGCGAGAUACUUGAUCUGAACAUGCCACGCGUUGAGAACUACUUGGUACUGAGUGGCUGUCCAGAUCUCAAGGAGUACCAGCUGCUCGAUGUGAUCAAGAAGUGUCCGAAGCUCUCGGAGCUCUACCUAAUCGACUGUCCACUGCUCACCGGCAAGGUGCUGAACGGCAUCUACCGCAUACGCAGCAGCGAGAAACUUGACUAUCCGAUUAGCAUUAUUCUUAGCCGCUGCGACUCCAUAAGCAAAGAGUAUCAGGAUUCGUACGCCGAAUAUUGGUUCUUCAAGCUGCAAGUGCUCAAGCUGGAUCGCCUGCUUGAGGAGAAUCGACCGAUCGAAGAUAUGCAGAUAUUCUUUUACAAGAGCCCGGCCACUGAAUGAAUUGCUACACUUAUAUAUAUAAUCCUAAAAUGGGACCCCAAUUAUAGUUGAAGUGAUCCCCAAAAAGCCUACGAAAAAAAUGAUUGGAGAAAGUUGAUCUGAACAGUUCAUUCGUCUCGAUUAUUACUGUUAACGGUUGCUAUCGACAGUUAGUCUUUGAAGUGUACUGAUUUCCUGUUCAACUAAAGUACUUUA
This is a messenger RNA of Drosophila navojoa, 1708 nucleotides long. RefSeq lists its product as uncharacterized. The record is from RefSeq and is a predicted model, not a curated record. NCBI's taxonomy places the organism in Eukaryota, Metazoa, Arthropoda, Insecta, Diptera, Drosophilidae.